AUGAUUCGUCCCUAUUUAUAUUACGCAUUCAAAAUUAAGGAUGGAUUAUUUAUUGGCAAUAAACGAGCUGCAAAUGUAUUCAACUUUAUACAUAUAUAGGACAUCUAAUUUCAAUUUUAUAAUAAAAUUGCAGUGAUAAUUAAUUGUGCUGCAUUAGAAAUAAAUAUUAGUAAUCCGAAAGUGAAGAUUAUAAAUUUUGAAUGGUUAGAUACUGAGGAAUAGGUUAUAUUUAAUUUUAAGUAAUAUUUAGUAAAUAGUAGUUAAUAAUAAUGUCGAUAUAGUUUAUAAUGCAAUUGAGGAAACUAAUGAAAAUGGAGAAUCAGUCUUAAUUUGUUGCUUAACUGGGUAGAGUAGAUCUGUUGCUAUUGUAGCUGCUUAUUUUAUGAAAAAGUAAGAGAUCAAAUCAAAUUCUUAGAUUUAACUGGAAUUUAAAAACUUCAUUAUAAUAUUUAUAAAUCUGUAGAAAGGAUUUCGAAAUUCGUGAAGGGUUUCUUUUCUAAUUAAGUCGUUAUGAAAGAGAGCUAUUAAUGAAAUUAAAAACGGAUUUAACAGAAUAAAAUCAAUACGUUUAGGAAUAAGAAACUCUCUUAAAGAACACUUAUUAUAAUGCUAAAUUAUCUGAGUUUUGGUAGAACUAUAAUAUGUCAGAAAAGACAAGUGGUUUUUCAAAAGGUAAAAACAAGAAACAUUUAAAAAGAGUUUCUUGGGCUUAAAAGUUGAUAACAUUUAUUAAUACGACUUUAGAUUCUGUCAAAUUAAAUCUGUUUCUAAAUUAAAAAAAUGAUUACGCUGAUGCGAUCACACAAAAAUAAUCUUCAUUUAAAAUAUAUAGAGGAAAUACAGAAAAAAAAUCAAGUCGAUAUAUGAUGACUUUAAGAAAUAAAACACCUGAUCCUAUUACAUAUAAGUCUAUCUCGAUUGAAAGCAAAUAUAGAUGUACUUCGGUAGUCAAGUAAAUUGAAUCUGAUGCAAAGCAAUUUUAAUACAACCGAAAAAGCCUUACAAAAGGAGAGAAGUAAAUAAGGAUUUUGAAAGGUAUGAUGCAAUUUAGAAUGAAAUGACAAAUAAAAUUAUUAUGAAUUAUUUUUUGUUAUUAAUUGUAGUGACAUAUUAAUAAAAGUGUCAAUGGGUGGAUGAAGAUAAUCGCAAAUAUGACUAUGCUAAUUUAGAUCAUCCUUCAGCAUGGCAUGUUGUUGAUACCCAAAAUGGUAUUCAUAUAAAAUUACAAUUAGGAAUGGGAAUGUUUAAUAUGGUUUACAUCUUCAAUUUCUGUAAUAUAAAUCUAAGUUGUCAUGGAAUACCAGUUGCAGUGUAUGAAGGUUUAGAAGUAAUGGGAACUAUCACAGACAAUUGUGAUAUUGUAGGGUUGAAGUCAACCACUUCAAUUUCUCAUAUAUAAGAUAAGCCUAAAGAUUAUGGAAUUUCCAUCUCUUUCAAUGAUAAUUCUUAAUGUGUAGAAACUGCUAAUCAAAAUAGAGCCGUUUAAACAGAUAAACCAAGGACAGCCAUUUUUAAUAUUGUUUGUAGUGAAAAGGCAGAAAAUUAGUUUAGAAUUGUUUAAGGAUAUGGAUGCACAGUGACUUUAGAAAUUAAUCAUCCAGUAGGAUGUCCCCUAAAUAGAAGUAUGUUUUUUUUGAUCAACCAAGGUGUUUUUAGUUACAUUUCAUUUGCACUUAAGUACUUUAUUAUUGCUACAAUACUAUUUCACAUUGUUGGUUUUAUAUAUAAUAAGAAAAUAAGGAAAAUUACAGGUAAAUAAGCUAUUCCAAAUAUCAAGUAACUUGAGGAAAUAAAAUAAUUAGUUAUAAAUUCUCUAUAAUAUAUUAAAAGAUUAGUUAGAAGGGGGAAUUAAAAUGGAUACUAAAUUGUGUGA
This is a messenger RNA of Paramecium octaurelia, 1873 nucleotides long. The record is from the annotation of a GenBank genome assembly. NCBI's taxonomy places the organism in Eukaryota, Ciliophora, Oligohymenophorea, Peniculida, Parameciidae.